AUGAGUUUUACAAACUGCUGCUUUUUUGAAGAACAUUCACUCUGCAUCUUCCUCCCACCUGUGUUGAUCUUUCAGUUUGUGCUGGGCUCAGUAUUUAAUGGCAUCUCUUUAUGGGUCUUUUGCUUCUGCAUCAAGUCUUGGAAACCAAGUACAAUCUACCUUGUCAAUCUGACAGUUGCAGACUUUCUCCUCAUCAUAUGUCUGCCAUUCAGGACUGAUUAUUACCUAAGACAGAAGAAAUGGAUAUAUGGAGACAUGCCGUGUAGGAUGGUGCUCUUCAUGUUGGCACUGAACAGGGCCGGGAGCAUUUUCUUCCUCACUCUUGUUGGUUUAGAUCGUUAUUUUAAGGUUGUCCAUCCUCACAACAAAGCUAAUUUUACUUCCAUCAAAACUGCAUCUGCCUUGGUUGCUUUUAUUUGGAUUUUUACAAUGUUGGUAACCUCUUACAUCCUCAUGGAAGAUCACUCAGCUGGGAACAUGUGUGACAGUUUUUCUAUAUGCCCUGAUGCUUCUUAUUUACAUGAUUAUCUGUUUAUUUUAGAGUUUUUCAUACCCCUUGUUCUCCUGUUUUGCUCUUACAGAAUCAUUCUGAGUCUUAGGCAGAGAAACCUGGACAGACAUUCUAAGAUACAAAGAGCAGUAAAAUGCAUCAUGUUGGUAGUGAUAGUGUUUUCUGUAUGUUUCUUACCCAGUGUGUCUACUAGGAUUGAAAUUGUACGGCUUCGGAAUUCUUCCCAGAAUAAAAACUGUGCAAUCUACAGAAUGGUGGACAUAAUGUUUUAUAUCACGGUGUGCUUCACUUAUAUGAACAGUAUUUGUAAUCCUCUGGUGUAUUACUUCUCAAGUCCAACAUUCCGGGCAUUUUACUUAAAGAUGCUGAAGUGCAACAAAAAAGCAGCUUCUGACUUUGAUCAAACCAUAGGAACACCUGACACUUUCCAAUCAAAUAGUCAGCUAUAAAGGAACUGCAGAAAAGAAGUGGUUUAUAAUAAAUAUGUAACAGUAUUUAACUUGUGCCUGAUGUAAUUUUUAGUUUUGCUAAAAAUGCUUUUAAGCUACAUUAAUUUAAAGUUCUGUAUAAUUUUUGUAUAACAAGGACUUUUAAAAUGUAUUAUAUCAGUUACAACAAAAAUAAAUGUCAAAUUAUA
Molecule: messenger RNA, 1148 nt
Organism: Bombina bombina (fire-bellied toad)
Lineage: Eukaryota; Metazoa; Chordata; Amphibia; Anura; Bombinatoridae
Product: hydroxycarboxylic acid receptor 2-like
Biological process (GO): G protein-coupled receptor signaling pathway
Cellular component (GO): membrane
Molecular function (GO): G protein-coupled receptor activity
Source: RefSeq, a predicted model, not a curated record